This is a messenger RNA of Brassicogethes aeneus, 1810 nucleotides long. The record is from the annotation of a GenBank genome assembly. NCBI's taxonomy places the organism in Eukaryota, Metazoa, Arthropoda, Insecta, Coleoptera, Nitidulidae.
CGCAUGGCGGGCUUUGGACGUCAACAAACAGAAUUUAUAACCUCAAUUGUCAAAAGUUAUUUUUCGUUUAAAUUAAUAAAAAAAUUAAGAGUGUCAAAUAAUUAAAUUAAAAAUGAAUAGUCAACGUUUUAAAUCGUUAGACCCAGUGUUAUGUGAAGUUUAUUCGAAUCGCAUGUUAAAAAAAGACAAGGAAGCUUCAAGAAAAAUUUCACCGGCUUUUUCCAAACAGUCCAGUCUGGGAAAUUCGAGUCCAAAUUCCACGAAUACUUUAUCAAUGAAAAAGAGCAUCAAACAACACAGUAAUUCGCCCACGUUGCGACACACACCACAAUAUGAAGAGUCAGUCGAAAUUAAAUUGAAGAGCACAAAACCCAGAAAGUCGGAAACUUGGUCCAGCUGUCUUAAAAGUAACAAAACUAGGGAUCCCUAUGGCUUUAAUAAUUUUGAUCCUCUAAGAUUGGUACAUUUUCUAACCAAGGAGCUAAAGAGUCACCUGCAAAAUCGGUGUCCAGAUGACUCAUGCACACAAGAUAUGUUGGGGAAGUUGGAAAACGCGUUAAAUAGAGUUCCUCCAGAGGUUGCCUCAGCAAUUCAUUUACAACAAGCUUUGGAGUUGCUGCCAAAACCGAAAAAUCAUGGAGAUUUUGACGAAAGACCUGAAAAAUUAGUAGACCAUAAAGUAACAGAAACCAAAUCCAAAUCUAUUCAAACCAUUGAUAACAUCAAAGAAGAGAAUGAAAUGUUGCAAAAAUUAAUGUCGGAAAAUACAGAAAAACUGGAGGCCAAGGUAAAAAUGUUGGAAGAAAUUACAGGGAAACUAAAGUUGGAGAAUGAACAAAGGAAAAAUAAAUUGGCCAUUGAGAAAGAUAAUGUGCAAUAUUAUAAGGGACGCUUGGAGGAGCUGCAAAAAACUCAUACUGAAACAGUUAAUGUAAGAAUCUACAAAAUGGAAGAAGAAAAAUCCCUUUUAGAAGCUCAAAUAGCUGAACUGAAAAUACAAUUAACAGCUUUAAAUAAACCUAAGGAAGAUCUUAAAUUUACGGUGAAGGAAAUGAAAAAAUGCAAAAUCGAUUCAGACAACGAAAUACUCAAGUUAAAACACCAACUGAAAUUAAGCGAAAUCGAAAAAGAAAAAUACAUGGCCGUUUUGGCUGUUCGCGAUAGACAAAUAAACGAGAUUAGAAACGAAAUGUCCCAACUCCAAGAAGUGGUUAAUGACCAAUUAAUGGAAUUGCAUAACAGCGCAUUUUCCAAUGAACCAUCAAAUGACAGUGAGGAUAGCGAUUUCGCGGAAAGCAAAGAAGGUGAUGGUACUUUAUCUUCUUUUGCAACAAAUGAUUUAAAAGAUUCAGAAAAUGUAUUUAAAGACUUGGAAAUUGCUGAGAUUUCAACUUUAUGCCAAAAUUUAUCUGAUCCCUCAAUGUUAUUACAGAAAAGUUUACCAAAAAAAUCAAAAGAUGAUAUUUUUGAUAAGAAAACCCACUCGCAAUCCAGCAUAAAGAACGUUUUAAAUGAAUUAAAAAGACAGGCUCUCGCCGUGAAAAAGAGCUAACAUGUAUAAGCAUAAAGAGUAAAAAGUUAAAUAUUUCUUUGUAAAAAUGUAAGUACACUCGAAAUUAAUAGCUGCACUGUAAAAUAUCCUGCAGCAAUAUUUAAUGGCUAUUAUUUAUUUAUUUUUUGUAUUUUGUUAACAAGGGAAAUAAUUCUUAUGACUGAAGUAUAUUAAGUUUGUGUGAAAUUUUAGCUUCCAAAUAAAUUAUAUAUGUAUAUAUUUUUAUUUUAAAUGUUGUGUUUUAUUGACUUACCAAAU